UCGAUAAAAUAUACACUGAUAUGUUUUAUCGUAUUUCUUAUCCACACAUUUCUGAUCCACUCUUUCUACAAAUUCAGCUCUGAUAUCCUCAAGACCUCCAGCCAACCAAAAUAAUCCAUUCCAUUUUAUUGCAGGCCGAAAUUUUCUGGUAAGAUCAAAAAAAAAUACAGCAAGUAUGGCGGCUGUAACAAAAUCUCCCCUCUUCCUCUCUUCAACACCAACGUCAUUUUCGAGAGCACCAUCACCGCGCGUUUCCAGCGCCGUGGCGCUGAAACCCCAAAUCCACAGUAUUUCCUUACGAGCCGCUACAAGGCGCAGUGUGGCUGUCAAAGCCACAGCUGCAAGCCCUAAAGUAGAAGAACUAGGUACAGCACUGAAGCAGCUGACCCUGGAGGAGGCUCGAACCCUGGUCGAUUGGUUGCAAGCUGAGCUGGGCGUCUCAGCUGCCUCCUUCGCGCCGGCCGCGGUAGUGGCCGCACCGGGCGCAGCUGCUGGCGGCGGUGCCGAAGCCGAAGCCGCAGCGGAGGAGAAGACGGAGUUCGAUGUUAUUAUUGAAGAUGUUCCAAGCAGUGCCCGAAUUGCUGUCAUCAAGGUCGUACGUGCACUUACCAAUUUGGCGUUAAAAGACGCUAAAGAUAUGAUUGAGGGUUUGCCUAAGAAGCUCAAGGAGGGUGCGGGUAAGGACGAUGCAGAGGAGGCUAAGAAGAAGUUGGAGGAAGCCGGUGCUAAGGUUGCCAUCGCCUAAGGUUCCAUUUUUUGAUGAUAAUUUCUUUUUCUUCUCUUUUUUUGAUAUCUCAAGUGUAACUGGUUAAUUCUUUGGUGUCAGUGAGGAUAAUGUAUUGCUGUAAUCUUUUAUUAAUUGGUUUGGAAUACCAAAUAGAGUUGUUCUUCUUUUUCUUGUU
Cryptomeria japonica (Japanese cedar) is the source of this 902-nucleotide messenger RNA. Its product is annotated as large ribosomal subunit protein bL12c. The record is from RefSeq and is a predicted model, not a curated record. Gene Ontology annotation, molecular function: structural constituent of ribosome. Bases 176 to 745 code for a protein of 189 amino acids. The transcript has a single exon. Lineage: Eukaryota; Viridiplantae; Streptophyta; Pinopsida; Cupressales; Cupressaceae. Gene Ontology annotation, biological process: translation. Gene Ontology annotation, cellular component: ribosome.